Molecule: messenger RNA, 1357 nt
Organism: Pelecanus crispus (Dalmatian pelican)
Lineage: Eukaryota; Metazoa; Chordata; Aves; Pelecaniformes; Pelecanidae
Source: RefSeq, a predicted model, not a curated record
GAAUGUCAACCAAGAUGUGGAAUAUAGCAAUUACCUAUGAUGGAUUAGAGGAAGAUGAUGAAGUCUUUGAAGUAGUUCUGAACUCCCCUGUGAAUGCUGUUCUUGGCACCCGGACAAAAGCUGUAGUGAAAAUUUUGGACUCAAAAGGAGGUCAGUGCAGCUAUUCCCAUUCUUCUGGCCAAAGCAAGCACGACUUCAGGGGGAGAGGCAUGCUGUUUCCAGUUUCCCCGGGCUCCUCAUCACCUCCCAAGCCUGGCAAUGCUCCCUUGGAAGGGAUCCCACUGCCUCCUUCCAAAGGGAUGAGAGAGCACGGAGAGGACCGGUGGUGGGAACACAGCUUGGCAAAUCAGUCAAGAACCAGGCUGAGAGUGACUGGAAAUGGCAGAAUAGUUCAUCCUUCAUCUGUAUUUAAAAAUGGAACGGAUGUGGUUUUCAAAUAUCAUGGGAUGGUAUCACUCAAAAUAGAGGAUGACACCUCAUCAGCUAAAGCAAACAAGAAAGCUCAAGUGUCAGUAAUUAACCAAGCACAGCCACAGAUAAAUGUUGUCUCCUCCAAGAACACAGAAAUCCCACAAGCUGAUAAGACAGAACUGGCAUCUGAACCAAGCUCAAGACAUCAGGACUUUUACUCUUUUCCAAAAGCCUGUACACCAGAUUUAAAGGGUCUCUUGCAUUAUGAAGAAAGCACUCAAACGUUAUUUCAGUGUGAUGGGAUAAUAUGGAAAUUUUGGAAUUCCCAAAGCAAGGAGGUAAGCAUGAAGAAAUGUCCCUCCGGAUGGAGUCGUCAUGAGGGCAGCUGCUACCUCCUAGUAGUGAAUCACAAGGUCACCUGGAACACUGCUGCUCGGGCUUGCAGAGAACAAUACCUGGGGAGUCUAGCAAGUGUGGCUAAUGAACAACACAUGCAGUGGCUGUGGGACUUCAGUGGGAGGAAGCCCUUUUGGAUAGGCUUGAAUGACCAAGUCAAUCCUGGACAUUGGGAGUGGAACGGAGGAGAACCUGUAACAUACGUAAACUGGAGAAGAGGCUCCUACCACUUUCCAAAGAGAGGAAGAAACUGUGCAUUGGUGCAGAAGCGAGGAAAAUGGCAAGCAACUGACUGCAGGAAGGUCAAACGGAACAGCUAUAUAUGUUCAAGAAAGCUGUAAAGAAUGGAGGAUCCCUGUGAAAGCAUGUGGACAUUCAUGUUGUUUCAGUUUUCUUUAUCUGCAGACAUGUGAGAGUAUGCAGUUACAAAACUGUCCUAAUUAUCAGCAAGGUUUAUUUUAUAUGCUGCCAGAGGUGCAGAUGCAUUGGACCCUAACUACGGAAUAGAGGUCAGUUGCAGAGAUUAAGUCCAGGUUAAGGUUGUGAACUC